CCAAUUCCGCCUUACGGAAGCUCAUCAUGACAAAGAGAGCUCUGCUGCUGCAUGUUGGUCAAGUACAAGAAGUCAAUACUAGAAAACACACCAGAAAUCUAUACAGAGCCAUCUUGUUAGAUUCAAGUUUCUCGUCGUGUUGUUCGCUUAUAGCCAUCCAGAGUCUAGGUUUUGGCCAAAACCCGAUCAUAGUCACAUUGAAUAGUUGGCUUCUAUAUUGGUUUAGUUUAUUGUUGGCCGCGUGCAAGGUCGGUUGUGCGAGUUCUUAAUCCACCGCGAAAAAAUUUCAUAUUUGAAUUUUUUAUUUCCUCUAACGUACUUGGCGUAUAUACGAGUUUAUGAGUGAUCCCUGAAUUUGGCUUAAGCAAUGGCUUAGUUAACCAAGGCUUGCAUUUUCUUAUGUUUUGUUUUCCAUUUUUUUUCUGCUUAACGAAGAGAGCUCUUAUCCUUUAUUGUAAUCUUGUGUCUUGUGUGCCCAUCGAGAGUUCUUAAAUAAAUUGUGUACAUAAUCUUGUCUGGUUUAUACCAUUGGUACAUGACACGGACUUUUUUGCUGGGAGCCUUUUUCUUGGUUCGUUUUGCUUGAUUAAUUUAAUAACGUAAGUUGGUCGCAUUGUAAAGAAAUUUUUUUGCAAGUGGUCUCGUUUUUGUUGUGUUUUUUUUGUGAGCAUUGUGAUCUAAUAGGACCAGUUUACAAGCCAGAUAACAAUUCAGUGAUGAAAACGAGGCUGUGCAAUAUGACCUCAGUAGCAGGAAUCCUACUCUUUGUUCUCAUGCAAAAAGCAACUGGCCAAAUCACACAGUCUCAUUCGAUAAAGACAUCUUCAUCCCAGAGCGUGGGUGAUGGAGAGGGUGUAUCAAAAACAAGUUCUAACAUAGCGACGAAUCAGGAAGAAUUUCUAGACGAAUAUAAUCAACCACAUUCGAGAAAAAAACGUCUCGUCUGGAUAACAGACGAUGGACGUUUAGCAUUGCCACCAGGCACAUCGUUAACGUUUACGCCUACAAUAGCUCUGCCGUUGGUGCGACAUCCGCCAGAGGGAUUUUUCUCAAAUUUGACAAUCAGUUUUCCUGUCACAAUUGACUUUGACAAGCUUGGUUUGACAGAUAAUCAGAAUCCACUUGGUGACCUGCCCCCGAUCUUUGCGAGAUCGUUUGGUCAUGAAGCUGGAGAGAUGCUGGGUGGCUACAUGGCUAGGUAUUUGAACUACAAAAAGAAGCGUGAUUUAUCUUCACAAGGAGAUCAAUUUUCAAAUAUCGUACAAGAUGAUGAGGAAGAAGAAGUGCCAAAAAUACCCGAAAGAUUUAAGCAUGUAUUUCAUGGAGGAGAAAGAAUACUGCUUUAUGGAGCUGUUGAAACAUUUUUAUCGACUUUUGGCAUGGAUGGGAAAGCUUGUCUUUUGAGAACAAUUUGUGAGGUUCACUCAAGAAGUUUGGAUCAUUUUGGAGUUUUUGGAGAGAUAACAAAACUAUUUCUGACUGUUAAGAAAUCACCUUUUGCGAAUCUAAUUCCCGAAUAUGUCAGAGCUCAAGAAAUUGGCGAAGGUAAAGAAGUUCCUGGAGAAUGUUUUCCCUAUUAUAAAGAUUGCACAAAGAGCAUUUUCAAGGCUUUGAUAAACAAAAAAUAUAGUGACGAGAAACACAGUGAAUAUCAUGAACAAGAAGUGGAAGAAAUAAAUGAAAUCAAGGAAAAUUCUCCAGUUUUUCGAAAAAAGAACAUUGUUUCCAUGUAAAAUAGAAUUAAUUGGAAACAAAUAUUGUUUAUAAAAUUUAUUUAUUAUAAGUUAUAAUUUAUUUUUGCGGCCAUACAAAAAAACAUUUUGUUUUUCUUUUUUAU
Episyrphus balteatus (marmalade hoverfly) is the source of this 1837-nucleotide messenger RNA. RefSeq lists its product as uncharacterized. The record is from RefSeq and is a predicted model, not a curated record. NCBI's taxonomy places the organism in Eukaryota, Metazoa, Arthropoda, Insecta, Diptera, Syrphidae. The transcript is spliced from 7 exons. Bases 717 to 1733 code for a protein of 338 amino acids.